This is a messenger RNA of Emericellopsis atlantica, 1326 nucleotides long. RefSeq lists its product as uncharacterized. The transcript has a single exon. NCBI's taxonomy places the organism in Eukaryota, Fungi, Ascomycota, Sordariomycetes, Hypocreales, Bionectriaceae. Bases 1 to 1326 code for a protein of 441 amino acids. Gene Ontology annotation, molecular function: protein binding. The record is from RefSeq and is a predicted model, not a curated record.
AUGUUUACAAUGCUGCCAGUCGAGAUCGCCCAAAUGAUCGCGGGCCUAUGCUCCACGCGAGAUCAAGCCGCCCUUGUUCUCACCUGCCGACAGCUCUUCAGAGUAUGCAACGAAGUGCUCUACCGAAAUGACUGCGAGAAACUAGGCUCCUUCUCCGUUUUCUCUGCCAUUGUUCGUUGUCACGACGAUUCCGUGGCUCUGGGCACCCUAAGAGCUGCGGUGCAUGGGGGGGCGAAACUAUGGCAGUGCCGAGGCAUGGACGGGUUUCUAUGCCCUCUACCUCCAGAGCCUCACUUUAUCGCCUACUCUCCUUUGCAUCUGGCGGCGAAGCGAGGGCGAAAUCUCGUCGUCUCGUUUCUCUUGGACAAUAAUGUUCCGGCGGAUGGCCCUCCCAACAUGACCAGCACACCCCUGUUCGAGGCCAUCAUCAACAGAAGAGAGAAAACGGCAAUUCUUCUCCUGGAGCGCGGCGCAUCUCUACGUACCGGCAAAAGCAACCUUGGCGUCCUGCAUGCUGCGGUGCAGGGAUGCCUUCCCAAUCUCGUCACACAUCUCGUCAGGAAUUGCGGGAUCGAUGUGAAUAGGCCGACGAUGCCCGGCUGUACGCCGCUUGAUCUUGCUAUGAGCCACAGGAUAGGGCCGAUGGUUGAGACGCUUAUCAUGCUUGGGGUAGACAUGUAUGGACGUCUACUCCGCUGCUGUGAGCUUGGAGAUCAUCGCGUUGGGCGAUGGCUUAUCCAGUCAGCGGGCUGGGAGCUGUCCGGCCGGUUGAGUCUGGACCAGAUUUUCAGACUCAUCGACGUCACAGUGGCAGAAAGAGUCACUCCAUCUAUGCGCGAUGACAGGAACGUAUUCUGUGAUGCCCUGCUGGGCCUUCUGGGACAAGCCGCCUCCAGAUGUGGGCGAGAUGCAAGGGUUGGCUACGAAAUCGACGGCUUUCUCGGGGGCCACCUCAGCAGACUCGUCGGGAUUCAGCGACCGAGUAUCGACCGGGGGCUCGCUUUGGUAUUUCUAGGACAUGGUGCGAGAAUACAGGACGGGAUACUCCUCGACCUUCGAAGUGUUCUGCUUUCGGGUGAUUUCUUUCCUUCUAGGCACAGAGCUCUUCGAAAGAAUCCGAGUCUGCUGCAGAGCUUCGAUUUCAUCCAAAAUGAAUGCCUUAAAGACUCAUCGCAUCCGCCGCCGGGUUCUGCGCGGUAUUUUGGGAAUCAAGUGGCUCAAACCGUACAGGAUCUCGUGGACGAGUUAUCACGUCGGAAUCUACCUCUUUCAUUGAAAGGUCUCAUCAAGUAUGAAGUAAGCCUGAUCGAGAUGUCGAAAGAAUGA